AUGCCGUCUAUUACUGAACCGAAAGCUCAAGGGCUACCAAACCAGUCCCCUGCUAUCCCGAAUCUUCGAGAUCGUCUUCCAAAGUUAGAGCCUCGUCGUCGCCAGGCCCCUCCUGCAAAUCCUCUCCCAGUCCCUGAGACUCCAAAUCUACCAUCCCCUCCAGAACCAUCAACAAUCACCUUCGAAAAGCCUUCACGUCGAAUACUCUCUCCGCACGACCAUGAUCUCUUCCUCUCCUCGCCGACCUACAAACUCCUCCUGGCAUUUGUAUUCGGUCUGACCGACUCUGUCGUCGAUACACCAGUUUCUGCAGUUCGAGAUGGCGAUCUCAGUCCUGCGGUAAAGCAGAUUCUCAAGAUACUUGACAACGUCGAAGAUACCGUCAAUAGAAGCCCACCGGAAGAUCAAGGAGAUUCAAGGUUUGGAAAUAAAGGAUUCCGAGACUUCCUAGACCUAGCAGCGAAAGAACAUUCAGCAUGGCAUACAGAGCUUGGCAUAAAGAGCGAUGGGGCGAUAGAAGAAGUGUCUACAUAUUUUCUACAGUCGUUUGGUAACCGGACGCGGAUUGAUUAUGGCUCUGGACAUGAGCUCAAUUUUAUGUUAUGGUUGUUGUGCCUGUACCAGCUGCGAAUUAUCACACCAUCCGACUUCAGACCGCUCGUAUUGCGAGUUUUUACACGUUACCUUAUACUUAUGCGACUAAUUCAAUCGUCUUACUACCUCGAACCAGCAGGCUCACACGGCGUUUGGGGUCUGGAUGAUUACCAAUUCUUACCUUUCCUGUUUGGCUCUUCUCAACUAUUACACCAUCCAUUCAUACGACCAUUAUCAAUCCAUCAAAGUCUUACAUUGGAGGAGUAUGGGAAGGAUUACCUAUAUCUUGGACAAGUGAACUUUGUCAACAGUGUGAAAAAUGUAGAGGGUUUGAGAUGGCAUAGUCCAAUGCUGGACGAUAUAUCCUCGGCAAAGUCCUGGUCCAAAGUAGAAGCAGGAAUGAGACGUAUGUUCGUUGCUGAGGUCCUCAAAAAGCUUCCGGUCAUGCAGCACUUUCUUUUCGGAUCUCUCAUCCCAGCAGUUGAUGGCAUGAAUAAAGAAGAGGAGUUUGGCAUACCAAGCGAAGACGAAGAGACCGAGGGUGGAGAAGUGGUUGUAAUGAAAGAUGGAAUGAAGCACGUACAUCAGAUGAAUAGCUGGGGCGACUGCUGUGGUAUCAAAGUUCCGAGUAGUGUCGCUGCUGCGCAGGAGUUGAAGAAGCGUAUGGGUGGAGGUGAUGGAUUGAGAAGAAUACCUUUUGAUUAA
Molecule: messenger RNA, 1299 nt
Organism: Glarea lozoyensis ATCC 20868
Lineage: Eukaryota; Fungi; Ascomycota; Leotiomycetes; Helotiales; Helotiaceae
Product: PTPA-like protein
Exons: 1
Coding region: 1-1299 (432 amino acids)
Biological process (GO): mitotic spindle organization
Cellular component (GO): cytoplasm; nucleus; protein phosphatase type 2A complex
Molecular function (GO): peptidyl-prolyl cis-trans isomerase activity; protein tyrosine phosphatase activator activity
Source: RefSeq, a predicted model, not a curated record